Messenger RNA from Kockovaella imperatae, 1631 nucleotides. Its product is annotated as putative mannose-6-phosphateisomerase. NCBI's taxonomy places the organism in Eukaryota, Fungi, Basidiomycota, Tremellomycetes, Tremellales, Cuniculitremaceae. Gene Ontology annotation, cellular component: cytosol. The record is from RefSeq and is a predicted model, not a curated record. The coding region runs from base 270 to 1589 and encodes 439 amino acids. The transcript is spliced from 9 exons. Gene Ontology annotation, biological process: GDP-mannose biosynthetic process; carbohydrate metabolic process. Gene Ontology annotation, molecular function: zinc ion binding; mannose-6-phosphate isomerase activity.
GAGAGAUCUCAUCAUGAUCGAGAGCGAUGGAGGUGGGAAAUGAGGAGAAAGGCUCGACGUGUACCAGUUCCAACAGGCAUGUGGGAGAUAUGAUCAGCUUUCGUGAUGCUGAGCUUGCCGCGUUGCUCCUUCCGUGCCCAAUAACAUGAGAGUUCCGCAAGAGGCGGCGCCAACCUAUGCAACUGUUGACUCGCCGCCCUACUGUCUGUCUGUCUGUCAGCCAAAGUUAACCAGUCAUCCCAUAUUCAUCUUGACAACUGACAUUCAGCAUGAGUUCAAGCCGAGAUCAGCCUGGUCUCUUGAGGCUGUCUGCUCAUCCGAACAACUAUGAAUGGGGAAAAGUAGGGAGCGAUUCUCUCGCCGCCAAGGUGGCUCCAGCGGCCGAAGGCAGUGGAUUUGAACUGGACGAGCAGAAACCUUAUGCGGAGCUAUGGAUGGGAACGCACCCAAACAAUCCAUCUCAUCUCUACGGCAAGGAGAUCUUACUCAGUGACUACCUCAGAGGUCGUCCCAAGCUCCUCGGAGACGCCGUCAAGUUUCCAGCUCGAUAUCCUGGAUCAGGCCCUAAAGAGAACGCAGACGGCCAUGUGCCCUUCCUGUUCAAGAUUCUAACGUGCAAACAAGCCCUGCCCCUACAAAUACACCCCGAUGUGGAGCUAGCGAAGAAGCUGCACAGUGAUGAUCCUGACAAAUUUCCUGAUACCAAUCACAAACCCGAAAUCGCAGUUUGCUUGAGCGAUUCCUUCUACGGCUUUGCACAUUUCAGACCCCUGAAAGAGAUCCAGGGGUUGAUUGACACAGUGCCGGAGCUGGACGACCUCUCUGAAUCUGUCAAGAAAUCCCUGUCGACUCUGAAAGAUGGACAUGGAUCGUCCAACAGUGCCAUUAAGGAUGCUUGGCAGGCUAUCCUGAAUCUUUUCGGCCAGGAUAAAUACUCGAAAGUCGUCAAUGGGUUCACAAAACGUGUCAAGUCGGAAGGUCCAUCAGCUUUCAAAGAUGCGGUCUCUUCAAACGGCGCAGAAGACUUGGCGCAUGCGUGCAAAAUACUCGAUGAGUACAAUCAUGGGGACGUAUCUAUCUUCGCGACAUUGCUAUUCAUGAAUCUCGUCAAGUUGAAGAAGGGGGAAGGGAUAUACGUCGGUGCGGAUGGACCGCAUGCUUGGCUCCAAGGGGAAAUCGUUGAGCUCAUGGCAGCUAGCGACAAUGUUCUGAACGUGGGAUUCACACCUGAGCAAGACAAUGUCCAGACUGUCAUCAGGGCUAUCACUGGCAAAUCAUUCAGUGUAUCUGACAUCAGCCUCAAUUCGACCACCUUCUCCAAAUCGUCAAAAGGCAAUACUCGAGUCUAUUCAGUUCCGUUUGAAGAAUUCUCCAUCAUGCACAUCACUGGUCCGGACACGUUGGAAGCUCUUUCAGGGCCUGGGAUCGCCAUCGCCCUGAAAGCGACGCGGCUUCAGGGCGAAGGGGUACCUAUGGGCAGUGUUUGGUUCGUACCUGCUGGAACGGAACUAUCUAUAGAGGGCGAUGGGGAGGUCUGGAUGGCGUUCUACGACAGCAAGAGUGAUCAGAAGGAGGUUGGGAAGAAUUAGAUCAAGUCUGUAUCUGUAGAGACCAUGCAUCCGAGUCGCAGU